Peniophora sp. CBMAI 1063 is the source of this 1059-nucleotide messenger RNA. NCBI's taxonomy places the organism in Eukaryota, Fungi, Basidiomycota, Agaricomycetes, Russulales, Peniophoraceae. The record is from the annotation of a GenBank genome assembly.
AUGUCCCGCGCCUCCGCCUCCUCCGCCAAAGCGCUCCAAGCGAUCCUUCCCCUAGUAGAAUCAGGCCAGCCGUACGAAGCGCACCAGAAAGCGCGCACCUUCGCCUCUCGAUACCAGAAAUCGAACCAGUUCGACACGGCGAUUGAUGUGCUGUUCCAGUCUGCGCGCGAGUUACUCAAAGUAGGGCAGAAGGGGAGCGGGACGGAUUUGGCGCUGUUUUUGUUGGAUGUUUAUGAGCGGAAGCCGGAGAAGGUUACUGAGGAGAGUAGAGGGAGGAUCACGCAGCUUAUUGCGCUUGUGGGCAGCGAGCAGACGUGGAGGAAGAGCAUAAUCGACAAGGCUGUCGCAUGGUCGAUCAAACACGGCGCGCACCCCGCAGGCGAUCCGGCUCUACACCAUUACAUCGGCGAAGUUCUGUACAAGGACGGAGCACUGGACACGGCCGAAGUGCACUUCCUCAACUCUGGCUCUCGCGAUAGCGCACGUGCUCUGGCCCGGCUGUAUGUCGACUGGGCGAAGCAAACAGAGACGUUGGCCGAGGCGGCCGAGACGUUUGCUCUGCGCGGUACCUUACCGUACCUAACGAACGGCAACAUCCUCGCAGCCCGCGCCUUCAUCUCGACCUACAUCUCCCUUCUCCCGCUCGACCAGCCACCCUUCGCAUCGACCACGACCCAAUCCACACCCUUGACGAUCACAGCCAAAGGCGAAUCGUCUGGCGAAGACGAUGUGGUGCUCACUGGUCUGAGCGUGUUGAACUUCGCUCAACUCGCGGUGCGCGUAUGUCAGCGUGCGGAGGGAGAUAGGAAUAAGACUAUGCGCGAGACUUGGGUCAGGCUUUGUGGGACGUAUCAGAGUCGAGGAGGGUUGUUGGCGUCUAAGGAAGUUCGCGCCGUUCUGAACGAGCUCGCGACGGCAUACUUCAACAUCCCGCCUCCACGACAACAGAACGCGAACCCGCUGGGCGACAUGCUCGCCGGUAUGUUCGGCGGUGCACCCGGUGCGGCCGCACCGCAGAGGAGGGCGAUCACGCCGAAUGCUGGUAUGGGCUUGGACUGA